Messenger RNA from Magallana angulata, 2014 nucleotides. RefSeq lists its product as uncharacterized. The coding region runs from base 49 to 1947 and encodes 632 amino acids. The record is from RefSeq and is a predicted model, not a curated record. NCBI's taxonomy places the organism in Eukaryota, Metazoa, Mollusca, Bivalvia, Ostreida, Ostreidae. The transcript has 9 exons.
UUUUCAUACUUGACUAGAUGUGUUCAGGAGCUGACGACUAAGACAAUUAUGGAUAACCUUAAUACAGAUACUGGAGAAACUUCGGACGCUGGAGAAGAAACUGAGAAAAGGCUCUCAAGGUAUAUAGAAAAUGUAUUCCAUUUAGUCGAAGACGAUAAGUUCUGGUCAAAGUUCGGAUGUAUCCUUGAGAAAACGUAUCCUGGGAUAAAAGAAAUUUUAAGGGACAGGAUAAAAGACCUCGAAAAACUUGACUGUGGUAUAGUUGUGGCAGGCGAAACAAGCUGUGGAAAAAGCUCUCUAAUCAAUAAACUUAUAGGAAGUGACACUCUACCUGGGGAUGUCUUAGAAACAACAACUAAAAUAUAUAGGAUAAAAUACUCCGACACAAUUAAAGUGCAGACAUUUAAACAUGGAUGUACGGAAGCCAUCGAUCAUCCUUGUAACAGUUUAGAAGAAUUGCACGCAGUGCUUGAAGAGUUAGAGGACGAUGACAAAAGAGAUAAUACAAUUUGUCAAGUAGAUGUUUACAUGCCAUUCUCAAAAAUACAGAGAGGAAAUGUUGUCUUUGUUGAUACUCCAGGGAUUGGCGAUUCUGAAGACUUUAAACAAAUAUUGGAAGAAUAUAUUCCCAAAGCUGUUGCCUUCAUCUUUAUCGUUGAUGUGAAUAGAGCAGGAGGUUUACAAAAGGACAGGUUGCUACCAAUAUUCUCGACAAUAAAAUCAAUCGCUGGAGAAAUGAAGUGUUUUGACUUUGAAGAUACCUUAUUUGUAAGAAACAAGUGGGACUCUAUAGAUGCUGACCACAAGAAAAAAGAAAAGAUUAAAAUUAAACUAAAUAAACGGAUCAAAGAAGAAUGGCCUUGGGUGAAAGAAAACCAUAUCUUCGAUACAUGUCUAAAAAAGGACUUAACUAAUGUUGUGGACAUUAUUGAAUACAAAUCUCAGUUUCAAAAAUUGGAAGAUUCAAUCCAGGAUCUUAUCAAAAGGAAGGAAAAUAUUCGAAUUCAAACUCAUGGAAAUUAUUUAAAGAGUGUGAUUGAAGACAUUAUCACGAUACUCUCCGACGGCCAGGAUAACAUAAAAAGGGAAAAGGAAGCAAACGAUACUUCAUAUGCACACUUUCUUGAAAAACGCAACAGAAAUAGAGAGUCAAUCAACCUUAUGGAAAAUAAUGAAGACAAAAUAGUCAUGGACAUAUUGACACAUCUCGUCGACGAUCUUUACAACUACAUCAAUUCCGAAGAGUUUUCAGAUCAAAUAUUAAUAGGAGAACCAAAUUUAAGUACUUUUUCAAAAACCCGAAUUGAAGGCGAAAUUCAGAGUCGAAUGGCAGACGCUGUCACAGCAUGGCUUGAUACAAACGUACCUCAAGUUGUUGAUUCCGUAUUUCAUAAAAUUAUUCCGAGAAAUGCUGAUAGUCAUGAGGAGAUGAUUAAUGUAUUUGAAAACCUUGCGGUGGUUUCUACAUUCUGUAACGAUGGAAGCAUUGGAUUGCAGGAAGCUGUUUUAACUGCAGCAAGCGGUUUUGCUUGGGCUGGUUACUCGGCUGCUUUCGUUGGUCCACUCUUACCUGGUGUACUAACAGGACUUGGAUUGUGCAAGGCAGUAUCAGUUGGAAUAAAAUAUGUUUCUAACAUCUUACCCGAAACGGAUGCAAUUAUAAAACUUUCCUUUGAAACACGCGUGGAAUCGAUGGAUAAAGAAUCACUGAAAGCAUUGUUUGUUCAACACUAUGACAAACAUCUGCGUAAAUUUUAUCGAAUCAUUUUUAGAGAACAUAUACCUGCUGUAGAAAGCAAUUUGUCUUAUGCUUUGGAAGAGAUGAGAAAAGAUGCCGAUAGGCUGGAUACAGAGCAUAAUAAUAUCAUAGAAAUGUCACUAAGCAUGGCUGAAUUUCACGAAGACGUAGCAAAAUUGCUUGAGUCAAUAGACACAAAAAAGGUUUGAGUUUAGGAGUUGCUGUGUGAUUAUAAAUUUGGAACGACGUCAGAGCAUACAAUAGAUACAGCAUAUA